Molecule: messenger RNA, 1899 nt
Organism: Cucumis sativus (cucumber)
Lineage: Eukaryota; Viridiplantae; Streptophyta; Magnoliopsida; Cucurbitales; Cucurbitaceae
Product: putative F-box protein At1g65770
Exons: 1
Coding region: 374-1621 (415 amino acids)
Molecular function (GO): protein binding
Source: RefSeq, a predicted model, not a curated record
AACUUCAAAGUUAACUUGAGUCUCCAACCCUCAUGUUAGAUUUGGUUUUAGUGUUAAAAUAUCAAACAAGCAAGGAUCUUCGAUUUUUAAUAUCGGUUUGAAAGUUUUAGAAAUGGGUCGUUGACGUCUAGCAAUGCCAAUUUAUGAAGAUUAGAUAAAGUAAAAAUUAAAAGUUGCUCCAAUAGCAACAUCGAAUGUAUGAUAUAUAUGCGGAUAUAUAAAGAAAAUUAUAUUGUAAACAUAUUUGUUGUUUAUAUCAUCAAAGUUGGUUUCCGUAAGGGUCAAUAGCAUAGGUCAAUCCAAUCCACUGAUAUUCUUUCUCCUCAUCGUCUUUCUGUUGGACCAAUCGGAUUCAAGUCAAACUUCAGCCACCAUGGAAGACAGCCGUGUACGGUGGUCCGAUCUUCCUCCUGAACUUUGGCCAAUCAUCGGCAAACGCCUCGAUACCUACAUCGACGUCCUCCGAUUCCGCAGUGUCUGCCGAUCUUGGCGUGCUUCUCUACCUCCUUUCAACGCCGUUUCUCCUCUUCUACCUCUCGAUCUCCCUUCUCCAGUCUUCGCUGCCGAUCAUCUCACAGACGCCUACCUUAUCCGGAGAAUAAUCUACCGCCUCAGUCCUCUCGAUCAUCAUCAAACUUUCGAUUUUGCUUCUUCUUCUUCUUCUUCUUCAUCAUCAUCAUCUUCUUCUUUUUCUUGUCCUGCAGAGGGCUGGUUAGCGAAGGUCGAGAGUACAAAAUUGGGUAAAAUGCGCUUUCUCCAUCCGCUUUCAACACGCUAUGCUAAAUGCAACUCCGAUCUAUUACGGAAGGAAGUGAACUUGCUUGAUUUUGGAAUUUACGAAGUAGCUAAAUCUUAUACUCUUGGUUAUACUAAUGGUUCUCUUGUUCCUCGAAUUACUAAGGUUGUAAUGUUCCCUGAUUCCCCCUGGAUUGAUGUUAAGAAAUGCACCAUUUUAGCAAUUUACGCCGGUGGAAAAUUAGGGUUUGCUAAACAUGGAGACAACAAAUGGACGCUGAUCGACCAUUGUAAUUUCCACUACGACGAUGUGAUUGUGUACAAAGGGCAAUUCUAUGCAGUUGAUCGAUGGGGAACAAUAUUCUGGAUUGAUUCAUCCAUGAAAUUGGUACAGUUUUCUCCUCCAUUAUGUGGUUUUGGUAAUCAAAAGCAUUUGGUUGAAUGUAACGGUGAACUCUAUGUUGUUGAUCGAUUUCUGGAUAAGGAACCAUUGUUAUGGAAUGCUGAUAUCUUCCAUAUCCAUUGGUUGAAUAAUCUCAUUGAAGAUUCCUCUCCUAAAGUAAUUGAUUUCAAACUUCAUAGGCUUGAUCAAGAGUGGGGAAGAUGGGUUGAGGUAAAAAAUUUGGGGAAUGAAUCCUUUGUUUUGGGAAAUGAUUGUUGUUUUUCAGUUUCAACUCCAUAUUUUAAAGGACUUAAAGGGAGUUGCAUAUACUUUACUCAUACACCAAAAUGUGCUCUUGGUUAUAACACUCUUGUAUUUGAGCUUGAAGAGAAAAGGAUUCUGAACGCCUUUUCAAAUGAUAAUGCACCAAUUUUUCGGCCUCCCCCAAUUUGGCUCAAUUUGGAGGCAACUCAGUUUGAAGAAGAUGCAGCUGAUAAUCAAUAAGGUAUUGUAUGAACUGAGAUUUCAUUUACAAAUUAACGUUCGUAUCUAAACAGUUUAGCAUUCUCUUUGUUGUACACUCUGGUCAUAGCUAUUCAGGGUUGGAGUUUGUAUUGUGGGUGUCAAGUUCUAAUUAGUGAUUUAUGAAUCUUGGUGUGGCUGUUGUGUAGUAUGUAAUAGUUUUAAUUAUGUGUAAACAUGUAUUAUUAGGCAUCUUUAUAAACUAUGUUGUUUUUUAUGACUUUGUUUGAAUAGUGGAUUCGGACCUACGCAUACUUCAA